Ruditapes philippinarum (Manila clam) is the source of this 2690-nucleotide messenger RNA. Its product is annotated as structural maintenance of chromosomes protein 3-like. Gene Ontology annotation, biological process: mitotic sister chromatid cohesion. Lineage: Eukaryota; Metazoa; Mollusca; Bivalvia; Venerida; Veneridae. The record is from RefSeq and is a predicted model, not a curated record. The transcript is spliced from 5 exons. The coding region runs from base 75 to 530 and encodes 151 amino acids. Gene Ontology annotation, molecular function: double-stranded DNA binding; cohesin loader activity.
CUUUGAUUUAGGUGUCCAAAUAUUUUAGUGAAAUAUUUAAGAAGUUAGCUCCUGAAGGUCAUGCUGUUCUUGUGAUGAAAAAAGGAGACACAGAUCAAGGGGGAGAUGAUGAGGAAGGUUCACAAUCACAGGAAGUGCCUCUUGUAGAACAGUUCACGGGGGUGGGAAUUAAGGUAUCAUUUAGUGGUAACCGGGCAGAAAUGAGGGACAUGCAGCAGUUGUCAGGAGGUCAGAAGUCACUGGUGGCUCUAACACUUAUCUUUGCCAUCCAGAAAUGUGACCCGGCUCCAUUCUAUCUGUUUGAUGAAAUUGACCAAGCCUUAGAUGCCCAGCAUAGAAAAGCUGUUGCAGAUAUGAUCCACGAGUUAUGUCAGGACGCUCAGUUUAUCACGACGACCUUCAGACCAGAACUUCUCGAACAUGCCGAUAAAUUCUAUGGUGUUAAAUUUAGAAACAAGGUGAGUCAUAUAGAUUGUGUAAGUUACGAGGAGGCCCAGGACUUUGUGGAGGACGACACAACGCACGGUUAAGACUUGGCGCUUCUAAUACCAAUAUGGCUGCAGUGGAAAUGGUACCAAAGUGCUUCCUUGUGAAACCAAAAUGAAAAAUUUAAUUUGAUGAUAUGAAGAGAAAGUUACCUGAGAUUUGACUUUUAAGAUGUUAAGAAUAUUGGUGAGAAAGAUUUCUGGUGAAAAUUGAGAGAAUUAUUUCUGAGAUAUGUUUCGUAAUGAUAGGGCUGUGUUUUAAAUGUGGUGAUGAAAACAUUGACCGGAUAUUAAAUAUACAUGCUGAACAAAAACGAUGUAAGGAAUGUGUGUUUAUGCUGGUAUGAUGUUUAAAGACAGAAUGUUUCUGUCAUAUUAAAAAUUGAGGGACAUAUUUUACAAUAAUGGGGAUUGUACAUUAAGACAUAUUCUUUACAAUAUUACUUCAAUUUAAUUGACAAAUAAAAAAUUACAUUUAAUAAGGAAAUACAAGUUAAUUGUAAGUUUGGUUUAAUCUUUUGCUGUCAGUGUUACUAAGUUUUUAUGAAGUUUGAAUCAAAUACCUUCUUGAAAUUGUUAACAGUGCAUUAUAUUUUGGUGUUAAGGUGACCUUGUUGCAGUUUUGAUUUUAGUAACUCUUGUUUCAAGUUUACGAUGGAUAUUAACUGGAUAUUUUUCAGAAGUUAAGAAAAUGUUACUGGCAGUUAUUUUGUUUUCAUUGUUGUAUUUUUGUCAAUAUAUUGUGAAUUUUUAUGUUCUCAGAAUAGGCGGAGCAUAUUAGUGCCAUUUUAUCCUUCCUUAGAUCCGUCUGUCUGUCUCUCGCUCUAUUUCUCAUAACAUCUACAUGUUUUAAUUGAUAUCUUUAAAAAUUUAGUGUGUUAGCACCUACGAUUGGCCUUUCCCAUUUGAUGGAGGCUGGGUAGGGGUUGGGUCAUUUUUGGUCAAGCUAAAAAUAGAUUUUCAUUCCUUCUUUUAUUUUAUAUCAAGAAUAUGUCUGGAGCUUUGAUAAAAUGUUAUUAGGGAGCAUUUAGGCAUGUUACACACAUUCUUGUGUAGAGGAGAUAUAUGAAUAGUGCAGUAAAAUUGUGUUCAUUCAUUCUAGAAUUUUAAUAGCAUAAUUUCUAUACACGUAUAUUUUAAUCAUUUAAACAAAAACUUUUAUAUAUAAAUAAAAUGCCAUGCAAUAGUAAGUAAAUACAUGUAGACUGAAUUGAAGGUAGUGCAUGUUUAAGGAAAUAGAAAAACUCCUGAGUUGAGUGAAUGGAUUAAGUUAUUUAAUAGGUCUUUGUGAAUAAAUCAAAUAAAAAGCACUUGAAAGUAAAAAUAAAAUCAUGUAAAAUUGUAUGUAAAUUAAUGGGAGUUACAGAAUUAACAAUGUUAAAAUUUAUUUUUAUUUGUCAUUUUACCACUUGUUUUGACUACAUGUUCUAAGUGUUUCCAUUUUUGUCUUUGGUUUUAUACUGGGUGUUCUGAAGUAAUGCAAAGAUGGGGGGCAUAAGUCUUCCCAAACGUUAAAGACCCAUUAUGCCUCAGAAAUGCUAUCUUUUUUUUUCCUCAAAACCUUCCUAUUUACAAGCAUUUGCCACAUAGAUGAACUAGCUUUUUGCUCUGUAGACAGUUGUACAAUCAAUGAAUGAGUAUUUUUAUGGAAGUCAAAAUACUACUUUGUUAACAUUUUCUUACCUUUACAACACAUAACUGCACAUUCGGCGUUGUUUAACAUCUAAUAAUUAUGUGCUGAAUCAAUUAAUUAAACAUGAUUAAGCACAUGUUAAUUAAAAACAUUAAAACUAUGGAUUUCUGAGGCAUUAUAUGCUUUAAAAAAAAUAACGUGUUGGUGUCACUGUAAAACCUAAAUGUUUAUUUUAUGUUGUAAAAGAUAUUUGUCUUCAAAAUUGCAUUAAUUUUUCUUAUUUUAUUUAUCCAUCUACAAAAAAUGAUAAGAAUCUUUUGUGCAUUAAACUUGGGUCCAGGAUGUUUGUUUUUUUGUCAUUAUGUAAGUAAUUUAUUAAUCAUGAUGGCUUUAAACAGUCCAUGUGACAGGGAAAUUUCAAAUAUUUUGUCUUAAACAUAUAAAUGGGAUAAAAAAAAACAAUUAUAAUCAUAGGGAUAUAUGUAAUAAGGUAUUCAUGAUAAAGCUGAAAAAAGGAGGAAUGUUAAAAGAUUCAGAUUUUCAUCAUUAUGUUAAUUUGCUAGAUAUUCCCC